Messenger RNA from Zasmidium cellare ATCC 36951, 1161 nucleotides. RefSeq lists its product as uncharacterized. The record is from RefSeq and is a predicted model, not a curated record. Bases 1 to 1161 code for a protein of 386 amino acids. Gene Ontology annotation, molecular function: protein binding. The transcript has 3 exons. NCBI's taxonomy places the organism in Eukaryota, Fungi, Ascomycota, Dothideomycetes, Mycosphaerellales, Mycosphaerellaceae.
AUGUCCCUGGUUGUCAAACUUCCUACUGGCAUGGCUUCCAACUUGCUCGGAAAGCGCAAGUCCGCUCACCAUGGAAGCGCCGAACGGGGGCUCAAGAGGCAGAAUGUCGCUGAGCUCUAUGCGCCAACGAUGGUCACCGUUGAGAUAUCAAACUCCUCCAUGGUCGAAGAUGGAGCAGAAGUAGAGGAAGAGCAAUUCCAGGUACCUCGUGGACUGAUCUGCGCCUACUCGGCGUACUUCGACAGUGUUUUUCGAAAGCAAUUCGUAGAGAGUGACACCGGCCGAUCAGUCGUUGAUGAUGUGCGGCCCUGGGCCUUUCGUGUGUUUAUUGGCUGGCUGUACUUCCAGCGAAUUUCUUACAUCGGCGACCGCACAGAGCCCAAGACCUUUCGAGCGGCGAGCCACACUAUCGACUUAAGCCACGAUACAACUUUAAACGAGAACUCGUCAAGCUUCGGGACUGAUUUGGAUUGGGAGCAUUCAAAUGCUACGGAAACAUCUGCGUUCGCACCAAACACCUCUACUUCUCAUCACAAGGAAGUGACUGGCCCGAGACACAGACCAUGCCUCAGAGACAAAUGUGAUAUCUGUGAAAUGAUAGACGACCAGGACCCACUCACUUGGAACUGGCAGGAUCUUUUUGAGCUCUACGUCUUUGGAGAAAAGUACGAUGUCCGCAGCUUCCGCAUGAAUGUCCUCGAGGUCAUGCAAAAGAAGCGCUUGGCGAGACAGGCCCAUGCCUUUCCAAAUCCAACUGCGUUGAGGUACCUAUUCGACAACAUUCCUGCAGGCUCAGCCGUCUUGGACAUGGUCGCAAAGAUUUAUUACGAUGCCACAAUGUCAUCGACAGUCCUUAUGCAAGACAUGCAAACUUUCUCUGCAAUGCCUGCACCGUUCCUCGCAAUUUGUCUCUUGGCGGCCGCGAAGAGAGCCAAAGCCUUGAAAUGCAAAGAAUGCAAUCCGGGCAAGGGCAGACAUGGACACUCCGAUUCUCAUUCCAGAGACGAUCUUUUCGGGUUUGAAUCUAUGGAUAACUGCAAGUAUCACGAACACGGCAACGAUCUUCAGGAGAAAGCACGAUGCAGGGCAGCUAUGGACGCAUGGAAUGAAGAGCGUCUUCGAGCCGAGCAAGAUGAGGGAGAAGAAGAUGCUACUUCGUGA